GUAACGCUAAUGAUGUGUAUGACGAUACCAAGGCAGGACUUGUGUCCUUAGGAUAAUAACGACAGAUGUAGAACCCUCAAGCCAAAUUGUCUACAGAUGCAACCCAGCACAGAUGUGGGUGGGACAUUGUAAAAGAGGGCCAGAGAGAGAGAGAGAGAGAAUAGUCCAGAUGUGACGCGCUGCCGGACGAGCCAGACACGACGAUCCAGUGUUGUUGAUGAAGAAUAGAAAAUGUUCUACCAUCGAGGGAAAGUCUGCGCUAUUGAUGGGCUUUCUCAUUUAUAACGGGUGUAUGUGUGUGUCUGGUUAACCGUCAGAGGUGAAGGAUCAGAGGUCACAUCAGGUCGGAGGCUAGAGGUCAGGGGUCAUGUCUACUGUGGCAUUCCAGAACCUUCCUCUCAACAUUUAUAUGGUCAUCUUCGGGACCGGAGUCUUCGUCUUCGUCCUGAGCCUCAUCUUCUGCUGUUACUUCAUCAGUAAACUGAGGCACCAGGCCCAACGAGAGAGGUUUGGAUAUAAAGCGGUGGUGUUCAAAGGGGAUACAAAGAAACUCAAUCUACACGGGCAGACAUGUGCUGUGUGCUUGGAGGACUUCAGAGUGAAAGAUGAGCUAGGAGUGUUGCCAUGCCAACAUGCCUUUCACCGGAGAUGCCUGGUGAAGUGGCUGGAGGUGCGCUGUGUGUGUCCCAUGUGUAACAAGCACAUCGCUGGGCCACCUGAACAACGCCACAGCCUGGGCACACUGCUGGAUGAACUGGUGUAG
Molecule: messenger RNA, 763 nt
Organism: Salvelinus namaycush (lake trout)
Lineage: Eukaryota; Metazoa; Chordata; Actinopteri; Salmoniformes; Salmonidae
Product: RING finger protein 122
Exons: 7
Coding region: 368-763 (131 amino acids)
Source: RefSeq, a predicted model, not a curated record